AGGACAUCUGAUAUUAUUCACAGAAUAUUUUUGCGAUAUUCUUACCAGGCACGCAUUCGAAGCUUCAUCAUGCAUGUGUUCAGGGUCUGUCACAUGCUGUGUGCGCUUGUGGCUGCGUCCUUAUGUAUGAACGAGGUUGAGUAUGAGGGGAACUACGCAGACGACUAUGAAAAUGAGAUCUCUCAGGACCAGCAGGAAACGGAGUCUCAAACUGCUCAAUGCCAGCCUGCAGAUUUCUCACGCUGGGACAAGCUCUUCAUCGCUCUGGAGGACUCACACAUGAGGCAGAACAUGCUGCUGGCGUCUCUGGAGCAGUGUCGUGGAGGAAUGGUCUCUCUCAGGACCCAGGUGGAGAAGAUGGCCAGGGGGACGUGCCAGCAGUGUGUACCCAGCGUGGAGUCAGCGUGCAGGGCCCAAGCGGAGCAGGCGAGUCUCAGUCUGCAGCAAGGUUUGGUGGAGCUCAGGCAGGAGGAAGCAGAGAGGGAGAGGAGGUUGAACGCCACCAUGCAGAUGCUCCUGCACAGCAGCCGCGAGGAGAACGCCUUGCUAAGGCGGCCUGAAGAGGGCAGAGGUCACCGAGGGGUGUCAUCAGGGCCAGCAGACACUAGGACCAGACACCAACCGACACCAAGACCUGGAGGUUUGGGGGCAGUUUUCAGCUCGGGGACGAAGCCUUACCCAUCUGGCCUGAAGGAGCAGGAAAUAACUCCACCACUGGACAUGGCCACGAUGGAACGGGCCCUGGUCGCCAUAGCAACAGAGCUGCAGAGGGUUCACCUGCAGCUGAGCGAAGUGAUAGAGCAGGCGGGAACGUCGAGGAAAAACAGUGGAGACACAUGAAUCCACGAGAGGGGAAGAAUAAUGGAAAUAGACUGGGAACACUGCAGUGAUAUUGAUUUGCACAUUCUCAUUUUUAUGUUGUUUUUCUUAAUGGCCUUUUUUAAUACAAUACAAUUAAAUUGUGGUGAGUUCAUUACAAUGAAUAAAAGCUGAUUAAACCACCUAAUCAGACACAUGGAAAGGUUUCCUCUCUCCUCCCACACACUAUUCAACUGCAUAUUCUUACACUGUCCACACUUUCAUUUGUCUCAGUGGGUGCAUGUGCUUUGCAGAGUUUACACCAUCGCCUCAGAGUUUGUGUGGUUGUGGUGAUUGUCUGCAAAUAACUUCAACCACAAGUGAGUGUGUCAGAGGAUUAGCACACUGUUUAAUUCUGGGCAGGUCUCUCUCUCACUUAUUAGCUGCUUUAAGAGUCUGAAUGUAGGAGACCACGACUAACAGUGCUCUGGGUGUUUAUGAUUUAUGAAACCCUGCCAGAACCGCCGCCCGUCUACCCUGCAG
Molecule: messenger RNA, 1341 nt
Organism: Paralichthys olivaceus (Japanese flounder)
Lineage: Eukaryota; Metazoa; Chordata; Actinopteri; Pleuronectiformes; Paralichthyidae
Product: pentraxin-related protein PTX3-like
Biological process (GO): innate immune response
Molecular function (GO): complement component C1q complex binding
Source: RefSeq, a predicted model, not a curated record